AUGAAACAGCAUGGGAACAAGGUGCAUAGCAAGCAGCGGGUUGCGGAUGAGGAUUUGUUCCAGGCCCGUGCAGUUUACAGUCAUGGUUCGAUGAAAGGAGGGCACGGUGAGGAUUCUGAUGCAGGCGAUGGGUUAGAUAGUGGGAGUGAUGGUGGGGGCCACAUGGUUGACGACCAGAUCAUCCAGGAUAUUGAGAAGUGGAGGCCGACAAGCAAGAGCGGCGGCUGCAUUUUUCGAGGGAGACCCGAGGAGCCCAAGCUGGAACGGUUGUUGCGAGCAUGGAAACGGAUCAUGGAGCGGUGUCUGGACACGCUAGAGGACAUUGACCACAAAGAUGUGUUAAAGUGGUGGGCGUCACCGAAGAACGAGGCCGCAAGCCAGCGGCCAUUCGAACUGCCGCAGAGCACAAAGAGCAUGGAUAAGUACAGCCGGGUCUGGGAGGGUUUCAUUUGUUACAUGAUGCGGACAGCGACGGGGGAUUGGGGGGAGGAUUCAGAGACGGGCGUGGGAGUACACGUAUGCACAGUGGAGGUGCAUUCAACGGAUACGGAGGGGGUUGGAUAG
Molecule: messenger RNA, 564 nt
Organism: Pseudogymnoascus destructans
Lineage: Eukaryota; Fungi; Ascomycota; Leotiomycetes; Thelebolales; Thelebolaceae
Exons: 3
Coding region: 1-564 (187 amino acids)
Source: RefSeq, a predicted model, not a curated record